Messenger RNA from Plasmodium falciparum 3D7, 7257 nucleotides. RefSeq lists its product as uncharacterized. Lineage: Eukaryota; Apicomplexa; Aconoidasida; Haemosporida; Plasmodiidae. Bases 1 to 7257 code for a protein of 2418 amino acids. The record is from RefSeq and is a predicted model, not a curated record. The transcript is spliced from 12 exons.
AUGGCGAACUGUAGAUAUAACUCUUCACUUCCUUUUCAUUUUAUUAGUGAUAACAUAUUUUGUUUCCUAAAAGAUGGGUACAUAUGUUUUAUGAAUUUAUUAAACAAUGAAAAAAAAUAUCUUUAUAUUACUUGUUCACAAGAUGAAGGUUAUGUAGCACAAUAUUAUUUCGAUGUAGUAAAAUGUAGAUAUGAAAAAAAAGAAGAGGAUUGUAAUAAAAAUAUGACAAUAAAUAUAAUGUUAUUACAAAAUGAAAACAAAAAAAUUAUUAAAGAAACAUGUUAUAUAAAAAAUGUUGUUACAAAUAAAAUAUAUCAUACUUUAUUCUUAGUUAUAAAUAAACAUUAUCAUAAUAUUUUAUGUUCCUUAUCUUUUGAAAAUAAUAGCUUCGAAAUUCUGAACACGAAUUUUGUUAAAACGUUCAAAGGGAAAAUAAAAUCUAUGGCAUGUACAAAUAAUAACAUUUUUGUCUUGAUAAAAAAAAAAAAAAAAAUUAUAAAUAAAAAUAAAAAUAAUCAAAUGAAAAGUAAAAUAUUAAAUCAAAAUGUCCUGGUAUCUAAACACACACUUGAUCGCUCACUCCUUUUAAUGAAAGGAGAGAAUGAUGUUAACGUUAUAUGUGAAUCCAAGAAGGAAAAAAAAAAAAAGAAAAAAAAAACAGACAACAAAAAUGAGAAGAAAAAGGGGCACAUGGAAAUAAAAGAUGUAAAUGAAAAAAUAAAUGAAAAAAUAAAUGAAGAAAAAAAUGAAAAAAUAAAUGAAGAAAAAAAUGAAGAAAAAAAUGAAGAAAAAAAUGAAAAAAUAAAUGAAGAAAAAAAUGAAGAAAAAAAUGAAAAAAUAAAUGAAGAAAAAAAUGAAGAUACAAAUAAAGAUCCAUAUGAAGAAAAAGAAAAUGAUAAUAUCCCCUUAGGUGAUCAUCACAGUGUACAAUAUAACAUUUUCACAUUUUCCAUAUUAAAUAAAAAAGAACCAGAUUUAAAAAAAAUCCAAUUUUCAAAUAUAAUAUUACCUAUAAAAAAAAUGAUAAUAUGUCCAUAUGAUGAAAAAAUAAUAAUAUUGUUAUCACAUAAAAGUAUUGUAUAUAUUAUUACCAACAAAAACAAUGAUGAUUUAAAAAAUAUGUUUAUCAUAAAAGAACUUAUUUUUAAUAGUCCUAUUAUUACUACAACGUGGAUAGAUAAUUACAUAUUUUUAAUUUAUUUUUUAAACAACGAAUUAAUAUUUUUAAGUUUUGCAAAGCCUUGUAGAAACCUAUAUUUUUACAAAUGUAUUAAUAACUAUUCACAUAUUACAUCUUUUUUUUAUAAAUCGAGGAAUUUGUAUAUAUCUUUUAAAACAAAAGAAAUCGUAUGUUUUAAGAUCCGUUAUUAUGAAAUUCCCUUGACUGUUUUUAAAAAGAUACAAACCACUGAAGGUAAUUAUAUAGAUGCAAAAUAUUUAUUCAGAAAAAGGCCUAGAUAUAUAAACACAAAUCAUAAUCAGAGUAAUGCAAAAGAUGAUAAAGAUGGCAAUGAUGUAAUACGUGAGGAAGAGGAUUUCCUUAGGAAUAAUAAUAAAAAUUUUUCUGAUGUCAAAAAAAGGAAAAAAAGAAAUGAUAAGAAUAACUAUGAAAUCAUCUUUAAUAAUAUAUUAAGAGAAAUAAAAACAUUAGAAAAUAAGAUAUCUAACAAUGAUUAUAAUAUAUUUUAUGAAGAUGGUGAAAUAAAUAAGGAUGAACUAAAAAAUAGGUUAAGUGCAAGAAGUUUGAGUGUUUAUAAUAAAUAUUUUAAUUUGAAUCUUUUAGGUCAUAAUAAUAAUAAGAAGAAAUGGAUAAGACAAGAUAUAAGAAAUAAUAUGUAUCAUAAUAAAUAUAAUUGUGUUGAAGAAGAUGUAUGUAUAAAUCGUUAUAUUGAAAAAGAAUCAAUUUUUUAUGAAUAUGAUAAUAAUAAUAAUGAUAAUAUGUUAUGGUCGCACUUGUAUUUUUUAAAAAAAAAGAAAAAAAAAAAAUUUGAUAAUUUCCAUUAUAAUGAUGAGAAUGUGAUAAAAUUAUUAGAUUUUGUAUCUAUAAUAAAUUUGCAUAAAUAUAUUUUAAAUAAUAUAACUAGUUUUUAUAUAAUGUCUAAAUAUUUAUUUGUUUUACUAGAUAACGGUUUAUUAUAUUAUACGAAAAAAAAUGAUGAUGGCAAAAUAUAUGAUUUUUUAGAAUUAUCUAAUUUUUAUAUAUGUUAUUAUAAAAAUAUAAAUAAAAUAGUAGAUAUAAAAAUAAUAAAUGAACAUGAUAUAUAUUAUAUGGAUAAGAAACAUAUAUUAAAAAAUCAUUCCUUAAAAAAUAAUUAUUUAAAUAUUAUAAAUACAAAAGAAAAAAUCCAAUCAUAUAAUAUCUUUUCCAUGUUAGAAAAUUGUACUUGUAUAUUUUUAUCGUUAAAUGACGGAUCUUUCUAUUUUAUAAACAUUACAAAACAUAAAAUUUUAUUAUAUGAGAAUUUACAGAAUUUUAGUAAUUUAGGACAUAACCAAAUAUAUUGUAAUUUUAAAAAAAACAAAUAUAUACAAUAUAGUGUUUUUAAUAAAUUGAAUGAAUAUAUAUUCAAUGGUUACUUUUAUGUGCAACAAUAUAUUAUAUUUUUUUUUUUAAUAUAUUCUACAUCCCAUAAAAAAUUUUUUAUUUAUCUCGUAGAAAAUAUACAUAUAUAUAUUUUAUUUAAAAAAAUACAUCAGACGAAUAUUUUAUAUAAAAAUAAAGAAAAAAAUCAAAAUCAAAAUGAAAACAUCAUCAAUAUGAAGAGACAAAAGGAAUCUUCUAAUUAUAUUUUAUAUAAUUUCUACUUAUAUAAAACGCUGAAUAAGGAUUAUGUGUGUUUAUUAUGUUCAGAUAAAAGCGUGUCUUAUUUUUAUAUGUUCUUUUUUGACCUCCCAAGGGAAGAGGAAAUCAAAAUGUAUAUAUCAGACAAAAAGAAGAAAAAAAAAAUAAACAAUAGUAAUGAUAACAAAAAAUAUAUAUAUAAUCGUAGCAAUAAAGAUAAUGAUAAUAAUUAUAAGGAGAAUCAAAAAAAUGAAGUUGAAAAUUAUCAUUAUGAUGAUGAUGAUGAUGAUAACAAAUCCUAUCCUUUAUAUACAAGAAAUAUUUUUUUCUGUUCAAUCAAAAAUACAAAUAUCGUUUAUGCUAAAUGUAUAGGGAAUUAUAUGAUCGUUGCUGAUUAUUAUUUGAACAUUACUUUUUAUUAUAUUAAAGAUAAUUUUAAUAAUUAUUAUAUGUCGUCAGGUGAAACUCCUUCUUCUUUUUUUGUUUCACAUAAAUUGGAAGAACCUUGUGUUUAUAAGAUGAAAAAAAAAAAAGAAAAACAAAAAUAUACAUGUAACAUGAAAGAAGAAAGUGAAUCCAAAAUUGAUUAUUCAACAAAUCAUAAUAUGCAAAACAUGAUGCAAAGAUUUUUUUUUUUGAAAAGAAAAAAAUUAAAAAACAAAACAGAAUUUAAUGAUAAUAUGAUAAAAGAAGACAAACUUGAAGAGAAGAUAAAUGAAGAUUUUGUCAUAACAGAAGAAGGAGAAAAAAAAAGUAAUAAAAAAAUAAAAAAUAAUACACAACAUAAUGAUAAUAACAAUAAUAAUGAUGUAUUUAUUUGUAAUUCUUUAUAUGAAUUAUUACUUAAUAAAGAGAAAUCAUUUUUUUUGAAUAUUAAACAUGGGAAAUUAAAAUAUAUAAAUGAACGUAUGCAUACAUCAGAAUUAACAUAUAUUGAUAUUGUAACAACAAAUAAUAUAUUGAUAUGUAUAUCUUUUAAUUCUGUUGAUUAUCCUCUUGAAAUAAAUCCUCAUAUAAAUAUUAGAUAUAUGCCUUAUCUAAAUAAUGAUAUACAAUAUUAUUAUCCUUUGAUCAUCAAAGGUAAUAACAACUAUGAAAAUAAUAAUAAUAUGUAUGAUUUAUUUUUGAUCAAAAAAAAAAAUUUCCUUCUUUUAAGAAAUAAUAUAAAAGAAGAUGAAGAAGCAAUUAUCAAACAAAAGGAAAAGGAUCAUUCUACAAUAUGUAAUCCUAAAUUAAUACAAAAUCAACAAAAUGAUCAAACAUAUAAUACAAAAUGUGUUGAAGAAAACGUAUUUAAUGUUACAAUAAAUUCUAAUGAACAUAUCUCUUUUUAUCUUUCCAAAUGGAUCAUAGAAGAUAAUAACACAUCAUAUUAUAUAAAUGAUUCUUUGAUAAAAAAUAUGAAUAUUGUCUUUCUUAAAAUAAAAAAUGAUAUAUCACAAAAUUAUACAAAUAGGAAAAGAAAAAACUUUUUUGAAGAUAUUGUAUGUAUGGAGAAAAAAUAUAUAGAAAAUAAUAAAAAUAAUAAUGAGAAGAUGAAUAUCAAGGUAGACAUCAAUAUUAAUAUGAAUAUGCCAACACAUUAUAAUAUAUUAAAGAAUAAAAUUUUAUUAUUAAAUGAUGUAGAAAAGACCAAAUGUAUAGAACCCCAAAAUAAUAAUCAUAAUAUUAAUAAUAAAGAAAUAGAAUUCAAACAGAUAUCCAAUAUGGAUAAACUAAAUGAAGAAAAAACAUAUAUAUUGAAAGAUAAAAAUUAUAUUAUUCAUAAUAAAAAUACUAAUUAUUUUUUCGACAACGAAACAAUUAUAUUUACUUUUAUCAAAGAUAAUUCUUCACAAAAUAUAUCUUUAAAAAAAUGCUUGAAAAUUUAUCAAAAUAAAUAUUAUCUACAAGAAAAAUAUGAAAAAAAAAAAAAACUAGAAAAAAAAAUUACCUAUCUAAGAAAACAACUUAAUGAUUUAAUAAAAACAAACUAUCAAAAUGAACAGAUGAAAAUUGAUAGAUGUACAUUUUUUUUUGAUAAAAAAUAUAUAAAUGAAGAAGAUAUACUUAUUUAUGAAUAUAAAAAGAUAAAAAAAAAAUUUAAAAAUACAAAAAAACAAAAAUUAUAUAUUAUUAAUAAAUUACAAAAAAAAUGUUCUAUAUUAAAUAAAAUCGAUUUUUUAUCUGCAUUCAAAAAAAAUCUGUAUGUUGUAAAUUUUUAUAAUAAUCAAACUGGAUAUAAAUUUUGUAAUUAUAUAUCAUAUCCAUCGAACAAAUCAAAUCAUUUAUCGAAUGAAAAAAGUAAUUUCUCAUCUUAUAAUAAUUUAUCAUCUUAUAAUAAUUUCUCAUCUCAUCAUAAUUUAUCAUCUCAUCAUAAUUUAUCAUCUCAUCAUAAUUUAUCAUCUCAUCAUAAUUUAUCGUCUCAUCAUAAUUUAUCAUCUCAUCAUAAUUUAUCAUCCCAUAAUAAUUUAUCAUCUCAUCAUAAUUUAUCAUCCCAUAAUAAUUUAUCAUCCCAUAAUAAUUUGUCUUCUUAUAAUUUAUGUUCAUCUCCUUAUACAGAUAAAAUCAAAUGUUUACGAUUUUUACAAAUAAAAGAAUUUUUUUUUUUACACAACAUUGAUAAGAACAAUACAUUAUUUUUUCUCAAAGAUUACACUGAUUAUAUUGAUAGAUAUCUUCAAGAUUUCUCGUCUCUUUAUUUUUACCAUUACUAUCCAUGUACAAAUAUUAAUUUAAAUUUUCUAUACGCAAACUUGUUUAAUGUGAAUCCUUUACAAGGAGAAGUAGAUGAUUUACGAUGGAACUAUCUCCUCUAUUCUCCGUAUGAACUUUUCACAAACUCUAGGAAGAGACUCCAGUGUUACAUUCUAAAAAUAUUGAUAGAACAGAAAAAAAAAAAGUUUCAAAACGAUUUUGAAAUCCUAAAAGAAGAAAAGAAUCAUUGCCUCAAGGAAAUAAACUUCUUGAUAAAUAAACUGAAAUCCUCUUUACAAGACGUAGAAAAAUAUAUGAGCUACAAUUUUUCUUAUUAUAUGAAUAUGAAAUUAUUUAUAAAAAAUCAACCAUGGUAUGACAAAGGGCGCAUAUACAAUAUUCCGGACGCUAUAAAAAAAGACCUUUUAUUAAAAAUACAAUUAAACAAAUUAAACAUGGAAACAAAAAAAGAUAUAAAUAAAGAAAAUUAUAUUUUACAAACAAAAUAUAAUGAACAAAAAGAAAAUAUUAAUGUGGAUACUUCUACACAAUAUUACAAUUUGAAGCACGACAUGAAGAACACUCCUUCCACUAAUAUAUUUCAUAAUGAAGAAACCAAAGAAAUGACAAACUCCAAUCUUAAUAAGGAACAUUUAGAAAUUUAUGAAAUUAAAAAAAACGUUAUCAUAAAUAAAUUAAUGGACAUAAAAAAUUACAUAUUUCAAAUUAAUGAAAAGUGUGAAGAAUUUAACAAAAAGUUAAAAAAUUUACAUAAACAAAAACGUAAUGUACACAAACUUAUAAUUAUCCAUGAGCUCUAUUGUAUUUCCAUAUAUUCUCUUUUAAUAAAUGAAGAAAAUAAAUCGGAAAUAUUAAGAGCAGUUAAUAUAAAAAGAGAAAAAAUUGAUAUCUUAAUGGGACAGCUGGAAGGUUUAAUAAAAGACAUAAACACAACAAAGAAUAAAGAUGUCAUGUUACAAGAAAAAAAAAAACUCCUAAAAGAAAAAUAUGACAACACCAUAAAAUUAAAUAAUUUAAUGACAGAAAAAAAAAAAAAAUUCGAAAAGAAGUUCUUACAUGAAUGUAUGAAUUUUGACGUUUUGAUAGAACAAAAAUAUGAAAAUGUCAUAGGUUUUUAUUAUAAUUCUAAUAAGAAUAUUUUUUUAAAAAAAAAAAUCAUCCAAAAACACAUGCAAGAAGCUAAUCAAAUAAUCCAGGAAAUUUUUGAAUUGAGAAAAAAUAUAACUAAUAUAAAAGACGAAAUUUAUAAGAACAAAAUAAAAAAUAAAUACUUGAACUUUUUAUUAAUGGACAUAGAAGAAGGAGUUCAUGAUGUAAAGUAUCUAAAACAAAAUUGUGAAUUUCUAUUUUGUGAUAUAAAUAAUGUUAUUAGUUCUCUUGAAAAAAAAAAGAAAAAUAGAGAAUUAAUUUUUUGCAUAUCUGAGCAAAAAUUAAAAGAACAAAUAAAUACUGUGACCACAAAAAUUGUCGCCAUAAAACAUGAAAAUAAAAUAUUACAAGAAAAUGCGAAAAGUUUAGAAAAAGAAAUUGAAGAAUUAAAAGAAAAAAAAAAUUCUGCUAUCCAAUUAAAAACAAAAUCAUUAAAUUUACACAUUCAUGAUAAUAAACACGAUGAAAUUAUUGAGAAUAAUAUAAUAGAGGAAGAAAAAAUUGUCCCCAGUGAAAAUAUCUCUCAUACUACAAAACAAAAUAAAGAUGAAAAAAAGAAAAGCAAAAAUAUCUUCACAACAAAAGAUAUAUAUGAAAAACGUCUCCUUCUCAAAAAGAAAUAUAAAUAA